UAUAGAUACAGGGCAUUUGUAUCUAUAUCCCUUGUGGGACAGCGGUACGUCAAUUUUUACGUUGAGAUCGGACUCGAGAAAAAAGGGAAGGCUGCGCUUAAACGACAUCUGAUUUUUUUUUUCCUUCUUUUCCUUUUUUAUAUUUUGUUUGAAAACCUGCGCGCCUGAAAUUUUGUUGGAGGGUUUUGGUUGGGCCUUUUGGUUUUCUUGGGCUGAAUGAGAAAUAUUUUUGGGGGGUUUUUAAUUUUUAAUGGUUGUAUGUUAAUUUUUUUUGGGGGAAAAAGUUGAGAUUUCUGCAUGCAAUCUGGGGGUGGUGGGGCCCAGCAGGGCAGUGGGCAUGGGCGGAGUGCGGCGGUGUCGCCUGCUUCCUCCUCUUCUGGGGUGUCGACGUCUCAGCUGGGACUUGACCAGCAGCAGCAGCAGCAGCAGCAGCAGCAAAGGCAGUCCUUACAACAGCAGUUCCUUAGAAGACCUGAAGGGAAUGACCCCAUUUUAGCCUAUCAGGCUGGAAGUAUCCAUGGAGUGAUGGGAGGAGGCAACUUUGCUGUGCCUUCAGGCUCCAUGCAGUUGCCUCAACAGCCUAGGAAGUUUAUGGAUCUUGGCCAACAGCAAAUCCCUUCCAGUGGCCGAGAGGAGGGUCAAGGUAGGAGUCAGGCCUUUGAGCAACACUUACUGAACCCAGUGCAUCAUGCUUACUAUGCUUUCCAGGCAGCCCAGCAGAAAUCACCUCUAGGAAUGCAGCCUCAACAGCAAAUGAAAAUGGGGAUGUUCAGCCCUCCUAGCAAGGAUCAAGAAAUGCGGAUGGCAAAUAUGAAGAUGCAGGAGCUCAUUUCUGCACAGGCGGCUAAUCAGCCUUCGGCAUCAUCUUCAAAAAAAUCAGUCGAGCAUGUAACUCGUGGUGGUGAGACUCAAGGGGACCAUGCUAAACAGCAUCUACCAGAUCAAAGGGCUGAUUCAGAGUCUCCUAACCAGCCAAAAUUACUUGGCCAAGCAGUGCCGGUGAAGCCCAUGCCUGCACCACAAUCUCAACAAAAUUUUCAGAACAUGGCAAACAAUCCUAAUGUUAUGGCUGCACAAAUGCAGGCCUUGGCCCUUGAGCGUAAUAUUGACCUUUCAAAUCCUGCAAAUGCAAAUCUGAUUGCACAAUUUCUCAUGCAGUCUCGUAUGAUUUCACAGCAAAAAGCAAAUGAAAGCAAUGCUGUCGUACAGGCUUCAUCUCUUCAUGUGCAAAAACAGCCAGUUAAUUCACCAACGGUGGCCAAUGAAAGUUCUCCUCGUGGUAACACAUCAAGUGAUGCAUCUGCGCAGUCUGGCUCGGUCAAAGCUAGAUACCCUUCUUCAUCUGCUUCUCCCAGUUCAGCUCCCAGUGCAGCUGUGGUAGGUAACUCCAGUAAUGUCCCAUUGCAGCAGUUUUCCCUUCAUGGAAGAGACAGCCAGUUACCUCCAAGACAGCCAAAUACAAUUGCCAAUGGAAUGCCUCCGAUGCCUCCCUCAAACUCACCUUUGAACUUAAAGCAGGGAUUGGAUAAUGCAUUACUGGCCAAAGGUGCACAGAUCGGGCCAGAAACUUUGCAGAUGCAAUACGGAAGGCAGCCAAAUCGAUCUUCUUCACAAUCUAUGGCUUCAUCGAAUGAUGGGAUCCUGGGAAAUACCUCUACUUCUCAGGAUGGAACAGGAGCCAAGAUGCAGCAACAGAACCUAGGGUUUACAAAGCAGCAACUGCAUGUUCUCAAAGCACAAAUACUUGCUUUCAGGCGCCUUAAGAAAGGAGAUGGAUCUCUGCCACGAGAAUUACUCCAAGCUAUUGCACCACCACCACUGGAGAUGCAGAUGCAGCAGAUGCUUCUUCCUGCUGGAGCUCUUAAUCCAGAAAGAUCUGCUGUUAAAAAUGUAGAAGAGCAUGAGAGGCAGUUUCAGUUGGGUGACAAGGCUACUCAGCAGGCAACCAAUGGUGAUGGACGACACAGAUUAAAGGAUGAAGCUGCAGGAGAUGAGAGUGCAACUGCACCUGCAGUUAAUGUGCAAAGUCUGGCAGUGCCAGUGAAGGAACCUACACCUAUGGUCUCUGUUCGGAAAGAGGAGCAGCAAACUACUGGAUCUUCUGGUAAAUCUGAGCCAGAAGUUGAACGUGCAAAUCAGAAAUUUCCUAUCAGAAAUGAAUUUGCAGCAGAGAGGGGCAAAGCAGUUACCUCACAGGCAGCUAUUCCUGAUACAGCACCCGCAAAAAAACCUGUACAAGGAAAUGUCACUCAACCUAAAGAUGUUGGUUCAACUAGAAAGUAUCAUGGACCACUGUUUGAUUUUCCUGUCUUUACUCGGAAACAUGAUUCUUUUGGGUCAUCGUUGAUGAUGAACAACAAUAAUAACCUUACUCUUGCUUAUGACAUCAAGGAUCUUCUUGCUGAGGAAGGCAUGGAAAUUUUCAGAAAGAAGAGGGAAGAAAAUAUUAGGAAGAUUGGUGAUAUACUGGCUGUAAAUUUGGAGAGGAAAAGAAUCAGGCCAGAUCUUGUUUUACGUUUGCAAAUAGAAGAGAAAAAACUUCAACUGGCGGAUGUUCAGGCUCGCUUGAGAGAUGAGAUUGAGCAACAGCAGCAAGAUAUAAUGGCAAUGCCUGAGAGGCCGUAUAGGAAGUUUGUUCGGCUUUGUGAGCGCCAACGACAGGAACUUGCUAGGCAAGUUCAGGCCUCACAGAAGGCCUUGAGAGAAAAGCAACUGAAGUCCAUUUUUCAGUGGCGUAAGAAACUCCUUGAGGCGCACUGGGCCAUUCGUGAUGCUCGAACUGCACGUAACAGGGGAGUUGCUAAAUAUCAUGAGAGGAUGUUGAGGGAGUUCUCGAAGAGAAAGGAUGAUGAUCGCAAUAAAAGGAUGGAGGCUUUGAAGAAUAACGAUGUUGAGAGAUACAGGGAGAUGUUGCUUGAGCAACAGACUAGUAUCCCUGGCGAUGCUGCAGAGAGAUAUGCGGUUCUCUCAUCGUUUUUAUCUCAGACAGAAGAGUAUCUUCACAGACUGGGAGGUAAAAUUACUGCUGCAAAAAAUCAACAGGAGGUGGAUAGAGGCACUGCUAUGCUGCUAGGCACGUUGCCUGCUCGACUCAGUGGUCUCUCUGAAGAAGAAGUAAGAUCUGCAGCAGCCUGUGCCAGGGAGGAAGUAAUGAUCAGGAAUCGGUUCUCUGAGAUGAAUGCCCCGAGGGAUAGCUCAUCUGUCAACAAGUACUAUAAUCUUGCACAUGCUGUGAAUGAAAGGGUUAUUAGGCAGCCUUCAAUGUUGCGAGCUGGAACUCUACGAGACUAUCAGCUUGUUGGCUUGCAGUGGAUGCUUUCUUUGUACAACAAUAAACUUAAUGGAAUUUUGGCAGAUGAGAUGGGUCUUGGAAAGACAGUGCAGGUUAUGUCAUUAAUUGCCUAUCUCAUGGAGUUCAAAGGAAAUUAUGGCCCACACCUUAUUGUAGUUCCGAAUGCUGUUCUCGUUAACUGGAAGAGUGAACUUCACAAUUGGCUUCCAAAUGUGAGCUGUAUUUAUUAUGUUGGUGGAAAGGACCAACGAUCAAAAUUGUUUUCUCAAGAGGUUUCUGCAAUGAAAUUUAAUGUGCUUGUGACUACCUAUGAGUUUAUUAUGUAUGAUCGCUCAAAACUUUCUAAAGUGGAUUGGAAGUAUAUCAUAAUUGACGAAGCACAACGAAUGAAGGACAGGGAGUCAGUUCUAGCUCGUGAUCUUGAUAGGUAUCGCUGCCAAAGACGCUUGCUUCUGACAGGGACACCUUUGCAGUUUUUACCUCACCACAUUUUUAUUCUUUAUUUAUGUGUCUGGAGUUUUCCUUGUUUGCAGUGCAAGAAUGUGAUUAGCAGGCUCCGAAAGAGAAUAGACCGGGAAGGUGCACAGAUCAUUCCAUUGCUAACUGAUCUGUGGAAAAGAAUUGAAAGCUCUGGUUGCACGAGUGGAGCUGAGGAUAAUCUCUUUGAUUUACCGGAGAUUGAUAUGCGUCUUGACAACCAAGAGUACAGGGGAGUGAUGGAAUUUGUUUCAGACGUGCAGCUUAUGUUAAGAAGUGCCGUGCAAUAUUAUGGUUAUUCAUAUGAGGUGAGAUCUGAAGCGAGGAAAGUCCAUGAUCUUUUCUUCGACAUCUUGAAGAUAGUGUUUCCAGAGAAUGAUUUCCGAGAAGCCAAAAACUCUCUCUCUUUCACGAGUGCAGCCUCAGGCUCUGCACAUGGUUCAUCUUCAAAACAAGUGCUUACUGGUCAAAACAGGCGGCAAAAAGCAACGAGUAGUGCAGAACCUGAGCCUAGUCGUCCUCAGAAGCCUCAGCCUCGUGGACCAAUACAUGAAGACACAAAAACGAGGGGCCAUGUGUCACAGAAGGAGGCAAGGCUUGGAAGUAGCAGCAGCCGGGAUCUUGGCCAACAAGAUGAUUCACGCCCAUUCGCUCAUCCAGGGGAGCUUGUUAUUUGCAAAAAGAAGAGAAAGGACAGGGAAAAGUUGGGAUUCAAGGCGGGAAACGGUUCAGCUGGUCCUGUGUCACCUACUGGCGUCAGUCGUGGCAUUAGAAGCCCUGCACAAGCUUCGAUAGCCAAAGAUGUGAAGCAGGUUACCCAACAGCAAGGGUGGAAUAGCCAGUCUCCUCAGCAGGUGCACAGCAGUGGUGGGAAUGUUGGCUGGGCCAAUCCUGUCAAAAGGAUGCGAACAGAUGCUGGAAAGAGACGCCCAAGCCUUAAUUGAGUGCGUGUAUAUUUUAACAAAAGAAUUUGUUUUGCUAAUUAGUCGAGGUGCUGGGUACAAUCCGGCCCUUGUGAGUUGUAAUACCUGUUAAUAUAGGAAUUCGUGGGGAUUUUCCCAGUGUAUGAUAUUUGCUCUUCCGCAAGUCUCCUGCGUCUCUGUGUAGUAGUGUAUUUUGAAAGGUAUAUUAACAC
Molecule: messenger RNA, 4904 nt
Organism: Coffea arabica (coffee)
Lineage: Eukaryota; Viridiplantae; Streptophyta; Magnoliopsida; Gentianales; Rubiaceae
Source: RefSeq, a predicted model, not a curated record